Messenger RNA from Suillus subalutaceus, 1344 nucleotides. Its product is annotated as major facilitator superfamily domain-containing protein. Gene Ontology annotation, biological process: transmembrane transport. Gene Ontology annotation, molecular function: transmembrane transporter activity. The coding region runs from base 1 to 1344 and encodes 447 amino acids. The transcript is spliced from 12 exons. The record is from RefSeq and is a predicted model, not a curated record. Gene Ontology annotation, cellular component: fungal-type vacuole membrane. NCBI's taxonomy places the organism in Eukaryota, Fungi, Basidiomycota, Agaricomycetes, Boletales, Suillaceae.
AUGUCCACACCUCUCCCUAGUGAUGAAACUGCAACGCAGGCUUCCAAAAGCGCUUUGCGGCAGCACAUCGAAAGCACUGGCAAUCCUAGUCAUGCCGACCAGUUAGAUUCGUCAGAUUUUCCCGAGGGUGGUGUAACAGCUUGGGGCACAGCGCUAGGAGCCUUUUUGAUACAAUUCUGUGGUGCCGGAUAUACCACCUCCUACGGCGUCUUCCAGGACUUUUAUACUCAAACCUACCUGACAAAUUCUACACCAUCUGAAAUCGCUGUUUCUGACUUACAGUGGUAUAGCUGGAUAGGAAGUGUUAAUGCGUUUUUGACAUUCUCAGUCGGUCUCUUGUCAGGAAGGUUGCUUGACCGGGGUGCAUUCUAUCAUGUGAUGAAAAUCGGCUGUUUCCUCCAGUGUCUCUUCCUCUUUAUGCUGUCACUAGCGAAACCGAAUGGAUAUUAUCAAGCAAGUCUGAUUUUCCUUUCUCAAGGUAUCGGUUCCGGGUUUGCAAUAGGCCUUACGAAUGUUCCCUCAAUCGCCGUGGUGUCUCAUCACUUCCAGCGACGUAGAGCUUUCGUGAUGGGAUUAGUCGUUGCAGGGGUGUCGAUGGGUUCAAUCUUGCACCCAAUUAUGCUCAAUAACCUUAUCAAUGGAAGACUUGGCUUUGCAAAUGGUGUCCGUGCUAGUGCGGCCAUGAUUGGCAGUCUGCUUCUCAUAGCAUAUUUCCUGAUGCACACAAGGCUUCCACCGCAACCCAAGGCCGUUAGCUACACUCGUGUUUUACAAAACUCGUCGAGAGAUUAUGCUUAUAUUUGUGCGUGUUUAGGGAUCGCUGCUUUCGAAGUCGGAUUCUUUUUCGUGGCAUUUUAUCUCCAAUUAGACUCCCGUUUGCACGGUGUAAGCAAAGAAUUUUCGUUUUAUUCGCUUACAAUUUCCAAUACUAGUUCUUUCAUCGGAAGACUUGCCACUGGUGCUGUAACUGCCUACGUGGGCAUCCCGAAUACGAUCAUCGGCUGCUCAUUCAUAUCAUCCGCUAUAAUAUUUUCAAUGAUCGGCUUGCGCUCGUUGGUCAGUGUGGCACUGAUAGGUAUUAGCUAUGGUUUUUUUUCUGGAGCUACCGUAGGAUUAAUUGGCCCGUUGACAUCAUAUCUGACUCCUGAAAUCUCAGAUAUUGGCGCGCGAAUGGGAAUAUCGUUCACAAUGACUGGUAAGUCCGUGGGUUCUCCGAUUUGCGGAGCUGCCCUGACCUCGCAUUACAUCUGGUGGAGGCCUGUUGUCUUAGCUGGGGUAAGCGAAUCAUGUGAAAUAACGUUUUUUGGUUUCUGGCUGACAAGCUAUCUAGAGCCUCGCGGCUAG